Molecule: messenger RNA, 3269 nt
Organism: Humulus lupulus (European hop)
Lineage: Eukaryota; Viridiplantae; Streptophyta; Magnoliopsida; Rosales; Cannabaceae
Exons: 2
Coding region: 1881-2363 (160 amino acids)
Source: RefSeq, a predicted model, not a curated record
AAACAAUAUUUUUCUAAUGAAAGUUAGAGAUCUCUAUUGGUAGUUGCUGCUUGUAAGACUAAAACAUGUCAUGUGCACUGCAAGUUUUACAUCUGACCUUUGGAAGGGAUAGUUUGACAAAUUCUGUGGCUUGUUCAUCAAAUAAUUUGAUUGUGCGGAUAGCAUAACGAAACACCGAAAGCUAACAUAAUUCUUUUGAAAGUUAGAAGUACAAUGUAUUACAGUUUAAUUUAGCAAUGAUGUUUCGUGCUUAAAAGUUAGUUACUCUGUUAAUGCAAAAAAUUUAGUGCACAGAAACAGUGUAAAUGCAUUAGUCCACUCAAGUAGUUUGUGCUGAACAUCUUCUUGAUAUUUGAAUGCGUUAUCUGCUAAUGAAGUGUUGAUCUUUUUCUCUAUACUUGAAGUACAUGAUCAGAAUCUUAAAAAUAUCACUUUUAAUUCUACUUUUUUUUUUUUAAUUUAAAGAUAAAUCUAAUUUCUUUUUUAACAUGAACUUUCAUGACAUGCUAAUUACUUCCUUAUGUGCGGCCAGAUUUUGAACUUUCUUGAUCUUGUUGUUACAAAUGGUACUGUGAACAAUUUACAAUAUUGUUGAAAGACUAAUUUAGUUUGUCUGCUCUUGCUCUUUUCUGUAAUUUUUAAGGAUUAGGUUCUGAGAGUUGUGUGUGUAAUUUUUGAUGUAUUUAGUUAGUGAGAACUAAUUGUUGAGACUCAAGUCUAGCUGAAAGAAGAAAAAAAACAUCUUAAAAAAGAAAGGAAGUCGUUUCCCUUCUUAUGUCUUAGCCAAACAUACCCUGCAUUGGUCAAUUCUUGACAUUUGAAAUACGCUAACUAGACAUGGGGAACAAGUUUGAACUUGGAAUGACAACUCAAAUUCAAACUUUUUUUUUUAAUAAAAACGGUUAUCAGUUACCCAUUUUUGUCAAAUUAGGUCAGUUAUGGUUUGAACCCCAGACCUCUUACAGCAACGCUCACACUUGAGCUAGAAGUCCUCAAUCUCUUUUGUGAUGUAUAGGUCUACUUUUGGUUGCAUGUAUUAAAAAAGAAUGGAUUAGUUUGUCCUUGAAUGAAGAGAGUGAUGACUGUAAACCUUAUUUAUUAUUAUUAUUUAAAUCCUCUUUUUCUUGAUUUUGGUCAACGAUCUGAAUCCUGUGGAUUUAUUUCCUGAAUCAGGAAAUUGAUCACAGCUGUAUAUAGGGAUCAAUUUUGUGUUAAUACCAAAUAUUAUGUAUAUCUUUUCUUUCUAGAAAUAGAGGAUUAUAAUUUUGUUUUUCCUAGAAUUAGCUAAUUGUAUAUUUGUUUGUUUAGAUUUAUUUUUUCCUUUUAGGCUGUAUAUAUAUUCCCUCAUUGGAGAUAAUAAAAUAAGAUAAAUAUUCAAAAAUUCACAUGGUAUCAGAGCCAUAAUUUUCCUAGGGUUUCAAUAUUUUUCUUUUUCCUUUUUCUCUUCUUCGUGUGUCCAUUAUUGUCUACCAUGGCUGUUGAAAAAGAAAGCUUCAUCUCAGAGGUAACCUCCAAGACAUCCUCAUCAGAUCAGUCCCUCUCUACUCCAGCUCUCUCUCACAGCAAUGAAGCUGUCUCUCUGGUUACCAGCCACAAAUUCAAUAGACACAACUAUCAUAUUCAAGUUCUGAAAAUACCUCAGAACUCUUUGCUAUCGAAGCUGCCUUGUAUGAUCUCCUCCAAGAUGAUACCUCUGUCACUCAAUAUUUCAACACUUCAACACUCUCACAUGCUAUUGGCAGCAGCUGGAUCUAUUUGAAGAAUAUGCCUGGAAGUGUACUGAUGAUACUACCCUCUACCCUACCCUUGUGGAGAAAAAUAGGACUUUCAAAUUUCCUCAUGGCCUUAACAAAAAUCUCGAUGUAGUUCGAAGUCGAAUCAUGAGCACCAAGCCCCUUCCUAAGGUCAAGGAGGCAUUCUCUGAAGUUUAUCAUGAAGAAAGUAGGAAAAAGGUUAUGAUGGGCUCUCCAACUCUACUUUCAGAUCAGGAAUCAUUUGCCCUUGCUGCCCGAGGGCAGUCUCGUGGUGCAAAUCCUGAUAAUCGUCAGAAUAAGGGAUGUCAUUGGUGUGAUCAUUGCCGAAAACUUGGACACUACAGUGAAACAUGCUGGAAAAUCCAUGGAAAGCCUCCAAAUUGGAAGCCCAAGUCAUGGGGUGAUCGUGAGAGUCAAGGGAAUGUUGCUGCCACUACUAGUUCUACUGCUGAAGGGAAUAAAGAUGCAUUUGAAUCAGCUCCAUUUACUAAAGCUCAGCUUGAGGCCCUUCAAAAGCUUCUAAGUCAGUCCUCCAAUCAGCCAAAUGCUACUCAGGGUACUAGAAUGUUGGCCAUGAGAGGACUUGGAUUCGGGGAAGAGGAUUGGUAGUGCUGAGAUGUGUUCGGGUCUUUAUGUUUUACAGUAUGAAAUUCCAUCCACUAGCACAAUCCAAAAGUUCAGUUUGUUUUCUUUGAAUAAUCAAUCUAUUUCUUAUUCUAAUAAAGAUAGUGAUAUUAUGUUAUGGCACUAUCGUCUUGGUCAUCCAAAUUUUUUAUAUCUGUCAAAAAUGUUUCCUUCUUUAUUUAUUAAUAAAAAUCCAAACUCUUUUUGUUGUGAAAUCUGUCAAUUUGCAAAACACACUCGCAAUAGUUAUUCUAGAUUAUCAUAUCAACUAUCCAAACCUUUUUCAUUCAUAGUGAUGUAUGGGGACCUUCACGUGUAAAGACUAUAACUGGAAAAAGAUGGUUUAUAUCAUUUAUAGAUGAUCACACUAGAUUAACUUGGGUAUUUCUUAUGAAAAAUAAAUCAGAAGUGAGUGAGAUUUUUCAGCGCCUUCAUUCUAUGAUUCAAACUCAGUUUCAAACUAAGAUUCAAAUUCUCAAAACUGACAAUGCCAAAGAAUUUUUUAAUUAUGUUCUAGGUCCCUAUAUGAUACAACAGGGCAUUAUUCACUUAAGUUCUUGUGUUGACACUCCUCAGCAAAAUGGAAUUGCUGAACGCAAAAAUUGACAUCUUCUUGAAGUUGCUCGAUCUCUCAUGUUUGGGACUCACGUUCCCAAAAUUUUUUGGGGUGACGCAGUUCUUACUGCUGCCUAUCUCAUCAAUCGGAUGCCAUCUAAAGUUCUCAAAUUUAAAAUUCUGUGUCAAACUCUUUUGCAACUAUUCCCUCAUGCAAGGUUCAUUAGCUUUGUUGAGCCUAAGAUUUUUUGUUGCACUGUUUUUGUCCAUCUCUGUUCGCAACAUCGCAGUAAGUUGGACCCUAAAUCUAUCAAAUGCAUAUUUAUUGGUUAUUCA